AUGUCUUCACCAUUAUUAGUUUCUAAUGGAUCUGCCGGAAAAGGUGGCCGGAUUCUGAUCGUCGGAACGACGGGAUUCAUCGGACAAUUUAUAACACAAGCAAGUCUUGAUGCUAAUAGAAGAACAUAUAUUCUUAUUAGAUCAUUUUCAGAUAAUUUUCAUUCUAAGAUCAAAAUUAUCAAAGAAUUCGAAGAUAAAGGGGCCAUAAUAUUGCACGGUGAUAUAAAUGACCAAAAAUUCAUGGAGCAUAUGCUAAGAAAGCGUGAGAUUGAUAUUGUAAUAUCAGUUGUUGGAGGUGAAAGUAUACUUGAUCAACUUGUCCUUGUUCAAGCCAUGAAAGUUGUUGGAACUAUCAAGAGAUUUUUGCCAUCAGAGUUUGGACAUGAAGUGGACAGGUCAAAUCCAGUGGAGCCAGGGCUAAAUAUGUAUAAACAAAAGAGAAAAAUUAGAAGAUUUAUAGAGGAAAUGAAAAUACCUUAUACUUAUAUUUGUUGCAAUUCAAUUGCUUCUUGGCCAUAUUAUGACAAUAAACAUCCUUCUGAUGUUCUUCCUCCUCUUGAUUAUUUCCAAAUUUAUGGUGAUGGCAAUGUCAAAGCUUAUUUUGUGGCUGGUGCUGAUAUUGGAAAAUUCACUAUAAAAGCAGCAGAAGACAAAAGGACAUUGAAUAAAUGUGUACAUUUUCGACCAAAAUGUAAUUUCCUUAAUAUGAAGGAAAUUGCUACUCUUUGGGAAAAUAAAAUUGGGAAAAUAUUACCAAGAGUUACAAUCACUGAGGAUGUCCUAUUAGCUAUUGCUGGCGAGAAAAUAAUCCCUAGAAGUGUAGUUGCAUCUUUGACACAUGAAAUUUUCAUAAAGGGCUGUCAAAUUGGAUUUUCUAUUGAUGGCAAAAAAGACCUUGAAGUUUGUGAUUUAUACCCAAAUGAGUCCUUUUGCACUAUGGAUGAGUGUUUCAAUGAUUUCCUUUUAAAGAUGGAUGAAAUGCUCAAAAUGUCUACUAAUUAG
This is a messenger RNA of Solanum tuberosum (potato), 1002 nucleotides long. Its product is annotated as leucoanthocyanidin reductase-like. The transcript has 5 exons. Gene Ontology annotation, molecular function: oxidoreductase activity. The record is from RefSeq and is a predicted model, not a curated record. Lineage: Eukaryota; Viridiplantae; Streptophyta; Magnoliopsida; Solanales; Solanaceae. The coding region runs from base 1 to 1002 and encodes 333 amino acids.